Molecule: messenger RNA, 3207 nt
Organism: Canis lupus familiaris (dog)
Lineage: Eukaryota; Metazoa; Chordata; Mammalia; Carnivora; Canidae
Gene: ZNF382
Product: zinc finger protein 382
Exons: 5
Coding region: 1016-2677 (553 amino acids)
Biological process (GO): regulation of cytokine production; negative regulation of transcription by RNA polymerase II; regulation of immune system process
Molecular function (GO): DNA-binding transcription repressor activity, RNA polymerase II-specific
Source: RefSeq, a predicted model, not a curated record
UCACAGGAUCACUCGGUCACAGCAUUGGAUACCCACAUCACCGUGUACUGUACUGAUAGUCCUGCUAGUCCAAUCGUACACCAGUCUGGGCACUCCAGGGCCCAUCACACACGCACACGCACACACACUAACACGCCACAAUGAACUCGUCGCAGACAAUAGCACCGGAAACCACCUUCGUCCGGGUUCACGCAAACCCUGGGACGAGCCUCCUGGCUCCACCUCGCGCCCCCUGAGUUUAGGGCCUCCACACCGCGAGCCUCCCCCGCAACCCCACCUGGGUCGCUUCAACUCACCAAGCAUAACCCAAUAACCACGAUGCCGGAAGGGGAACCCAAAGUCAAAGUUCAUUCGUGGCCCUGGGAGCUGUGGGAAACGUAACCUAACACUGAAAAUGUCCAGGUCUUCGAGGGCAGCCCGUGGGGCAACGGACGGAGACUCCUGGGAGUCCCAGGGUGCGCGGAUCGCUCCUCCUCGGCGGCGGGGGCUUGCAGCUGGCGCUUCGUCAGCAGCCGAAGGGCCGGGUGAUGGUUUCUUGGAAGCGAGGAGUCUCGGGCGGACCUAGAGCCCAAGCCGAGGAAGUGAUCGCAAACCUGGGCGGGAGAAAGGGAAACAAGGAAGCGGAAGCCUGCUGGGGGCGGGGCGGGAAGACGGAAGCAGCUUGUGUCCGGGAGGACCGGGGGAGAACCGGAAUCCCAGACCCAGGAGCGUUGAGGAGAAAAGAGGGAAUCAGGAACCUGGUCGAGGAAACCUGGGAGGGAAUCGGGAAUUCCCUGCUGAGGGAGGUCGAGCCAAGAAGGGCUGAAGAGGAAACCGUAGUUUGGGCGGAAAUGGCCGCAGCGAGACCUGGGAGCCGGUGCCCGUCGAGUCUUCUCUUCACUCAGGCCUGUAUGUGCGGGAUCCCAGAUCGGUGGUCGUGAACCAGAAGGAUUCUUCCCUUUUCCAAAAGAAAGGCUCAAAAGAGAAGGUUCAUCUCUUGCAAAUCUCAAAGCCAUGCCUCAGGAUGAACUAGAGUAUGCCCUUACAGGGAUCAGUGUCAUUCAAGGAUGUGACUGUGGACUUCACCCAGGAGGAGUGGCAGCAACUGGAUCCUGCACAGAAGGCCCUCUACAGGGAUGUCAUGCUGGAAAACUAUUGCCACCUAAUCUCUGUUGGGUUUCACAUGACUAAGCCUGAUAUGAUCCGCAAGUUGGAACAAGGAGAAGAACUAUGGACAACGGAAAGAAUUUUUCCAAGUCAAAGCUACCUUGAAGAAGAUGGGAAAACUGAAGAUGUUUUAGUGAAGUUCAAAGAAUAUCAAGACAGGCACUCUAGAUCAGUCAUAUUCAUCAACCACAAAAGACUAAUUAAGGAAAGAAGUAAUAUUUUUGGAAAAACAUUUACUGUAGGCAAGAACCGUAUUAUUUCAAAAACAACACUACGAGAAUAUAAGUCUGAUGGAAAGGUUUUAAAAAAUAUUUCAGAAUUAGUCAGUAGAAAUAUAAGCCCUGUAAGAGACAAAUUUGCUGGUGAAAGUAAUGGAUGGGAGAAAUCAUUCAUCAAUACUAAGAAUGAGAAAAUUCAUUCUACGGUGAACCUCUAUAAACAAACAGAAAGGAGUCUGAGUAGUAAACAAGAGCUUAUUCAGCAUCAGAAGGUUCCAACUUCUGAGCAAUCGUUAGAUGAUAAUGAAUGUGAAAAAUCCUUCCUUAUGAAAGGAAUGUUAUUUACACAUACUAGAGCUCACAGAGGAGAAAAACCCUUUGAAUACAAUAAAGAUGGAAUAGCCUUAAUUGAAAAGUCAAAUCUCAAUGCCCACUCACAAACUCUUAUUGAGAAGAAACCCCAUGCAUACAGCAAAUAUGGAAAGUUCCUCUGCAGGAAGUCUAUUUUUAUCAUGCAUCAAAGAUCUCAAACAGAAGAAAAACCCUUUCAGUGUCCUUACUGUGGGAAUAGCUUUAGACGGAAGUCAUAUCUCAUUGAACAUCAACGAAUUCACACAGGUGAGAAACCUUAUGUUUGUAAUCAAUGUGGGAAAGCUUUCCGUCAAAAGACAGCCCUCACUCUUCAUGAGAAAACACAUAUAGAAGGGAAGCCCUACAUCUGUAUAGAUUGUGGGAAAUCCUUCCGGCAGAAGGCAACUCUCACUAGACAUCACAAAACACAUACAGGGGAGAAAGCCUAUGAAUGUACUCAAUGUGGAAGUGCUUUUAGAAAGAAGUCAUACCUCAUUGAUCAUCAGAGAACUCACACAGGAGAGAAACCAUAUCAGUGUAAUGAAUGUGGGAAGGCAUUUAUCCAGAAGACAACCCUCACUGUACAUCAGAGAACUCAUACAGGAGAGAAACCCUAUAUUUGCAGUGAAUGUGGGAAGUCCUUCUGCCAAAAGACAACCCUCACUCUCCAUCAAAGAAUUCAUACAGGGGAAAAACCCUAUAUUUGUAAUGAAUGUGGGAAGUCCUUCCGCCAGAAGGCAAUCCUCACUGUUCAUCAGAGAAUACAUACAGGAGAGAAAUCCAAUGGAUGUCCUCAGUGUGGGAAAGCCUUUAGUAGGAAAUCAAAUCUCAUUCGCCACCAGAAAACUCACACAGGAGAGAAACCGUAUGAAUGUAAAGAAUGUGGAAAGUUCUUCAGUUGUAAGUCAAACCUCAUUGUACAUCAAAAAACUCACAAGGUAGAAACUAUGGGAAUUCAAUAAAGGAUAUGACUUUUUUGGUAAAAACUUUUAAAGUCAUAAGCCUUGUACAUGAUGUAAUUUGCAAGUGUAAUAAUAUUCAACCAUUUACGGUUUUAUUCCACAAGUUUACCUACUAUUUGUGACCCAGUAAUAAACAGUUGACCAACAGGCAGUGGUCUGUGGACCACACUGAGCAGAAGUGUUUUAAAAGAAGUGUGAACUGUAUUUCUCAUUGCAAAUAUGAAAGAAAAAUUAAUUGUUACCUCCUUAAAAUUUUCCACAGUUCUGAUGUCUAACAUUAUAAAUUAGGUUUUGCAUAUUAUGAACCUUUAUAUAAAUUGGAUUAUACAUCAUGUAUUCUUUUAUAUAUGGCUUGUUCAUUCAUCAUUAUGUCUGUAAAACUCAUCAUUAGUGCAUGCAGCAGAAGUUCAUUUAUUUCUAUUCUAUAUAGAAUUCCAUCAUAUGAUUAAAUUACAAUUUAUCCAAUCUACUCUUGAUGGACUUUUUAAUUGUUUACAGCUUAGGGUCAUAAUAAAUAAUGCUUCUGUUAA